Messenger RNA from Tachyglossus aculeatus (Australian echidna), 2237 nucleotides. It is a transcript of the gene CXADR, whose product is annotated as CXADR Ig-like cell adhesion molecule. Gene Ontology annotation, biological process: homotypic cell-cell adhesion. The record is from RefSeq and is a predicted model, not a curated record. The coding region runs from base 49 to 1173 and encodes 374 amino acids. Gene Ontology annotation, molecular function: cell adhesion molecule binding. Gene Ontology annotation, cellular component: bicellular tight junction; intercalated disc; basolateral plasma membrane. The transcript is spliced from 7 exons. NCBI's taxonomy places the organism in Eukaryota, Metazoa, Chordata, Mammalia, Monotremata, Tachyglossidae.
GCAAGCUGGGCCACCCUGAGCCCACGGUCGCUCGCCCUCCCGCUCGCCAUGGGCCCCCUGGGCCCCCGGGGCCCCCUGACCCUGCUGCUCCUGCCGCUCCUGGGAGGCCUCGUCGGCCUCACCAGAUGUCUGAGGAUACUCCCCCCCGACGCGAGCCGAAUCGAGAAGGCCAAAGGAGACAGCGUUCAUUUGCCGUGCAAGUACACGCUCGCCACGGAAGAUGAAGGGCCGCUGGACAUCGAGUGGGUCCUAUCGCUGCCCGAUAAUCUGAAGGUGGAUCAAAUGAUCAUCUUUUAUUCCGGAGGCAGAAUCUUUGCCAACUACUACAAAGAUAUGAGCGGACGGGUGCACUUCACGGACAGCGAUCCCCAGUCCGGCGACGCCUCCAUAAAUGUGACCAAUUUACAGUUGUCCGACAUCGGCACGUACCAGUGCAAAGUGAAAAAGGCCCCUGGGGUCCACAGCAGCAAGAUCCAGCUCUCGGUUCUCGUUAAGCCCACAGGGACGCGAUGCUUCGUGGAAGGAUCGCAGGAGAUCGGGAGAGACUUCAAGAUGAGAUGCGAGUCGCCGGAGGCUUCCGGGCCGCUGGAGUACGAGUGGCAGCGGCUCCCCUCCUCGGAGCGCUUCCCGUCGCCUUGGUUGGCGGAAAUGACUUCUUCGGUUAUUAAUGUGAAGAACGCUACUCAGGAGUACUCCGGGACCUACAGGUGUGUGGUGCGAAACAGAGUCGGUUCCGACGAAUGCCUCCUUCGGCUGGAUGUCGUUCCUCCCUCAAAUACUGCCGGGACCAUCGCCGGCGCCAUCAUAGGGACUUUGCUGGCUCUGUUGCUGUUGGGCCUUCUCAUCUUCUGUUGCUGCAAGAAACGGAAGGAGGAGAAAUAUGAGAAAGAAGUGCAGCACGAUAUCAGGGAGGACGUGCCUCCCCCGAAGAGCCGCACGUCCACCUCCCGGAGCUACGUUGGCAGCAACCACUCGUCUCUGGGCUCGAUGUCUCCCUCCAACAUGGAAGGCUACUCCAAGGCCCAAUACAACCAGGUUCCAAGCGAAGACUUCGAGCCUCCUUCCCCGAAACCAGCGUUCCAGCUGAGCAAGGUAGCCGCCCCUAAUCUAAGUCGAAUGGGCGCCGUGCCCGUCAUGAUCCCAGCCCAGAGCAAGGACGGCUCCAUAGUGUAGGCCGCGCUCGGCAAGACUCUUCUUCCUUCUUUCUCUUUUUUUUAUUCCCCAGUUUUUAUCCCCUCCGCAGGUAUUAAGUAAAAAAGCACCCCACCUCAUUCUGAAUAUUUUGCUCCCACGUUCAAAAUAGAUCCUGAAAACAAUAAGGAAAAUAAGCGAAUCAACUGCUAACGGUCCUCCCCCCCCCCCCCCCCACCCCCGGAAGGUUUGGUCUGAUUCGGCCUCCGGGGACAAAUGGAACUUCCCGGGAGAAGCGUUGGAAUUUCUACCGAGCGGUGGCUCCCCGGGGCGAUCUUCCCAGUCCACCUCCUGAUCCCAGGCGUCUCUUGCGUUUUCCUCACCGUCGGGUUACGGGCGGCGAAAGAGGCAGGGCGGGCCUCUGACCCCGCAUGGCCCCCCCGGGGCAAUCCGGAUGCUUUGUUUUCCCCCCCUCUUCCCUCCACCUAAGGAUACCCUGGCCUGAAAACGUUUGGAUAGAGGGUCCGGAGGCGGGAGCCCAUUUGGGCCGGUCGGUGUCGGCCUGGGACGUUGGUCACCGUCCACGGGCUGACCGUCGGUCCCAUGUAGUGGCCGUGGUGGUGGCAGCAGCAGCUAAAUGUAGCAUUAGGAGGCUGAGUGGCUAGUCACCCGGAGGCCGUCCAGGCUCGUGUUGGGUCAGUCAGAAGUGGGAGAGGAGGCCUUCUCAGGCUGGCCUGGGGCCACGCUGUCCGAUCCCGGCCUGGAUUUGACCUCACCUCCAUCGAUAGGCAUUUCUCCCGCUCUCCCGAGUGAAAACUAGCCCCGUGUUUUACCCGAUUAAUGUAGCUAAGUGGCAACCUGCCCCAUGGAGGGCCAGCAGUGUGUACACCCUGGGGAGCGGUAAGAAAGCAACGCGUCCAUUGAUUUUUUUUUUUCCGGAAAACGUCAGAUGACGGAGAGGGCCCUCCCGUCAAAGGGGGCCUCCGGCUCUACUACCCGAGCUCAGCCGCCCAAUUUACACAGCGACGUGAUCCGCUUCGGUCUAGAGGAGGGGCCGUGGUUUUUAGAUAGGUCAGGCGGGCCGCCGUCCGCAGAAUCCCCAAGCG